AUGGUGCACAGGAAAAAGGAAAUGAGUUGUUUGAUCAUCAGAGUCAAAAUUAUUUUCAAUUUUGUAGAAUUUUCACCUGUGACUUUUGUUCUUUUCUGUGUUCAUGUUUAUGUUUACGGAACUUUUUUUUUGCUCGACUUGUGUUGUCUAUUUUAUGAUGAUUCCAGACCUCUGAUCCGAAUUAUAGGCGAUCGAUUCCCAUGGCAAGUGAAGAGUUCUAUUUUGUCAACUUUGACCAUCAUAAUAGCAAAAGGUGGGAUGGCACUUAAACCUUUUCUCCUACAGCCACAAACCACCUUUGUCAAAUUCUUGCAGGACAACCCAAGGGGUCUUCUAUCUAACCUACUUGCAUCAGAUGGUGGGGUUCGUGAGGCAAUAUUGGUCGCCCUAAAAGGUGUUGUCAAGCAUGCUGGAAAGAGUAAAAAGAUACCUCCUCGUAGAAAUCGAAGACGUAACAAUGAAAGUGAAGCGCCGACGCCACCUCCACCACCACCCCCUCAAUUCGAUGUUGCUAUGUUCCAAGCAGUAGUCACAGCUGCCUUAUCUCAUAUCAAUGUUCCUGGUGCUAGUGGGUCGGGAGCUGCACCAAUUAAACCGUAUGCUGGUAGCCUCUCUAAAUGCAACAAGUGCAAUUUUCACUACACUGGAAAUUGCCCAGAGAUGCAGUGCCAUAACUGUAACAGGAAAGGGCAUACUGCCCGAUUCUGUAGAACACCACCUCAACCCCUUAACCAAGUACUUGCCGUCGGAGUAGGUCAAGCAUGCUACCAAUGCAAUGAUGUGAGGCAUUUCAAGAGAGAUUGUCCAAAAGCUGGAAAUGCCGGUGGGGUUGGGAGAAUUCUAGCAUUGGUUCACGAAGAAGUGGUGGCAGACCCUACAGUGGCCGAGCACCAGAGACCGCAUGGCAAGUUACAGCCAUUGGAGAUUCCCGAGUGGAAGUGGGAACAGAUCACUAUGGAUUUCAUCACCAAAUUGCCAAGGACUGCCAGAGGAGUCGAUGCCAUUUGGGUGAUUGUGGAUAGGUUGACGAAGAGUGCACACUUCCUUGCCAUCAGUGAGAGUUCUUCAGCGGAGAAGUUGGCGGAGAUAUAUGUGAGAGAAGUGGUAUCUCGGCAUGGGGUGCCGAUCUCGAUUGUUUCGGACCGUGAUGUGCGCUUCACUUCCAGAUUCUGGAAGAAAUUCCAUGAGGAGCUGGGUACUAAAUUGCAUUUUAGUACCGCAUAUCAUCCCCAGACGGACGGCCAAAGCGAGCGAACGAUUCAGACACUGGAGGACAUGCUUCGAGCGUGUGUGUUAGAUUUCGGGGGUAGCUGGGAUGCGUAUUUACCCUUGGCAGAGUUUUCCUACAACAACAGCCAUCAUUCGAGCAUUGGUAUGCCACCCUUUGAGCUGUUGUAUGGUAGGAGGUGUCGGACCCCCAUUUGCUGGGGAGAGGUGGGACAGAGAGUGAUGGGCAGUACAGAGAUCGUGCUUCAGACGGCAGAGCAGAUUCAGCAGGUUAGACAGAGGUUAUUGACCGCCCAGAGCCGACAGAAAAGUUAUGCAGACAGACGCCGGUCCGAGCUUGAGUUUCAGGUCGGCGACUUCGUACUCCUGAAGGUCUCUCCUUGGAAAGGAGUGAUCCGAUUCAGGAAGAGGGGCAAGUUGGGGCCCCGGUAUAUUGGGCCUUUUCGUGUGAUUGCGAGGGUAGGCCGGGUGGCCUACCGUUUGGAGUUGCCAGCGGAAUUGAGUCAGAUCCACGACACUUUUCAUGUGUCGCAAUUGAGAAAGUGUAUAGCCGAUGAGUCGGCAGUAGUUCCAUUAGAGGACAUUCAGGUGGAUGCGAGCCUGAAUUAUGCCGAGAGACCAGUGGCCAUCAGAGAUCGGAAGAUCAAGGUUCUGAGGAAUAAGGAGAUACCUCUAGUGUUAGUUCAGUGGCAGCACCGGAAGGGAUCAGAAAUGACCUGGGAACCGGAGCGUGAGAUGCGGGAGCAGCAUCCGGAG
Messenger RNA from Lactuca sativa (garden lettuce), 1983 nucleotides. Lineage: Eukaryota; Viridiplantae; Streptophyta; Magnoliopsida; Asterales; Asteraceae. The record is from RefSeq and is a predicted model, not a curated record.